Arthroderma uncinatum is the source of this 876-nucleotide messenger RNA. RefSeq names its product F-box domain and ankyrin repeat protein. Gene Ontology annotation, molecular function: protein binding. The transcript has a single exon. NCBI's taxonomy places the organism in Eukaryota, Fungi, Ascomycota, Eurotiomycetes, Onygenales, Arthrodermataceae. The record is from RefSeq and is a predicted model, not a curated record. The coding region runs from base 1 to 876 and encodes 291 amino acids.
AUGGUCGCCGAGGCUGUAGCUGCCAACUGUCGCCGUGGAGAAAUUCAGGCCGAGGAGGAGCUCCAGAACUUCGAUGAAGUAGAUCCAACGUAUAAUAUCUUGUGCGGAGCAAUCGUGAUUGGAAAUAUCUCUAUUGUUAAGUCAAUGGCCGCCUCGGUGGACAUCAAUUCGUUUAAUGACUUUUUUGGCAAGCCCUUACCUCUUGCUGCUGUUUGGGGCCAUCUUGAAAUUGUUCAGUAUCUUCUCGACCAUGGUGCCGAUCCAUAUGUCGCCGCCGGGUCAUGGGACCAUAAUAGGCCAGGUAUACAAAUAAUGGGAAUUGGGGUAGCGAUACAUGAGUACCGAGAUCCCAAAGGAAGUGCCUUAGCAGCUGCAACACUAGGCGGUCAUUGGGAAAUUGUCUUUCUACUUUUGCAGCCGAAGUUCCGGCUCCCUCCCUCAACCGCAGAGUACUUUAGAGCCAUUUUGUGCGGAGUCCGAAUAGAUCGUAUGGAUCUUAUUGACCUUCUUCUCCAAGCAGCUGGGCAUUCUCUCGGCAGCUUAGGCAAAUUCCGAGAUUUAAUGCUCUGGGAGGCCGUGUGUCACAAUCUCGAAUCGAUGGUGCAAACGCUCCUUGACCAUGGCGCCGAUAUUAACAGGGACCCGUACGGUGAUGGAACUGUACUCCAUCUGGCCGCACACCUAGGAUACGAUCGAUUAGUUCGUGCUCUCUUAGAUCGUGGGGCAGAACUCGAUAAUCCAUAUUGUCGGAGCCGCAUACCCAUGGAACUUGCCGCUUAUGGGGGACAUGAAGAAGCCGUGCUGACACUGGCCGAGUACGGUCAGAAGCUUGAGAUCGCUUUGCCCUACGCUGCGCAAAAUGGGAGGUUCAUCUAG